This is a messenger RNA of Scomber japonicus (chub mackerel), 1401 nucleotides long. RefSeq names its product zinc finger BED domain-containing protein 4. Gene Ontology annotation, molecular function: protein dimerization activity. NCBI's taxonomy places the organism in Eukaryota, Metazoa, Chordata, Actinopteri, Scombriformes, Scombridae. The record is from RefSeq and is a predicted model, not a curated record. Bases 1 to 1401 code for a protein of 466 amino acids. The transcript is spliced from 2 exons.
AUGCGUUCAGCUCUCCUGGCAUGCCUUCCUCUGAGCGAGGGCAGCUCUGGAAGUCGUGUACUUUCAGAUUUUGAUGAAGUAUGUCACUCUCAUGGCGUGUCGGGGAGAGCAUUUCGUGUUGUUGCAGACCCUUUCCCAGUCACAACCACAGUAAAGCCAUGCUGUCUUCCUGGUUUCCUGGUAUCACCUACUCUUGCUAAUGAGCAAAAUGACGAUGAUGAAGAAGAAGUGGAAAAUGGUAAUGAUGCAGAGGAGCACAUUAGGAAUGGGCAUGGUGACAGGGGAGAGGAGGGAGCAUGGGAGGACUCAUGGGAGCAAGGUCUGGGUGUUUGCCGUGUGGACUGUUUCUCUCGCUCUCUUGAACAAUGUGUCAGGGAGGGAUUGCGCUCCUGUUCACAGCUCUCUUCUGCACUGACUAAGGCUGCCUGUUUCUAUAACUACAUUACCUCUGCUGUCCCACCGGAGAAACUCAGCCAGGUGUUUGAUGUUCCAGGGCUGAUGAUAGGGGGAUCAGGUAAUCCCCCUUCUUCAGUAAGAGACUGGGCUGCUCAGCUUAAGGUGCUUCGGCGGCUGCUGGACUCAGUGGAGUUCCUGGAGGAGAUGAGUGGUCCAGGGGAACUGGCAUUAGGUGUUUCAGAGAGAGCCCUGCUGAGGGAGCUCACUGACACUUUGGAGCCCUUCACUGAGGCCUGGGACAUGGUGCAUGGAGACCGACAUGCAGACAUACACACAGACAGACAUGUGUCCAUCAGCCUGGCUCUGCCAUGUGUACUGGGCCUUCGGAAACAUCUCUCUGAGACAUCCACCCCCCACUGCCCUUCUCUCCUGGUGGGCCUCAGCCAGGCUGUAGAGCGUUGGCUGGCCCCAAUACUGGAAGACCCCCUCUACAUUACUGCCACCACCUUGGACCCCCAGUUCAAGCUCACUUGGAGCAGCAACCCUGACUGGCACAGACAAGUUCUCAUAGAGGAGUUAUCUAAACAUUCCACAGCCUCAAGCCCCACAGACCACAACACAGACCUACAUCCUCAUUCCCAGACUCCUCCAGCCCCUGCUCCAUCUCCAGUCUCCUCACUCUCUCGGCCCUGCAAGCUGUUCUCUUUCAUCAAGCAGAGACCCAUGACACAGGCCAAGAGCUUAGAGCAGGAGUUGGCCAUCUACCUGCGAGAGGAACCCACAGAUGAGGAGGCCUUGCAUUACUGGCGGCGUAAAUCAAUUGACUUUCCUCUACUUGCCCAAGUGGCCAAAAGGGCGUUGACCAUACCUGCUUGCGGCACUGUGGUAGAGAGCAUUUUCACUAGUGCCGGCCGCUGUCUGCAGCCAGAGAGAGGCCGCAUCUUACCAAAGAACCUGGAGACUCUCAUCUACCUCAAAGCCAACUACAGAUUAUUAUGGACUUAG